Messenger RNA from Pararge aegeria (speckled wood butterfly), 2757 nucleotides. RefSeq names its product CLK4-associating serine/arginine rich protein. NCBI's taxonomy places the organism in Eukaryota, Metazoa, Arthropoda, Insecta, Lepidoptera, Nymphalidae. The record is from RefSeq and is a predicted model, not a curated record. Bases 154 to 2667 code for a protein of 837 amino acids. The transcript is spliced from 16 exons.
CUAGUAUAUAAAUGAUAACUUUGCCGUUUGGGAAAUGGCGUUGCAGGAAAGAUAUUGACUCCGAAGUAGCUGAUUAAGUAUAUAAUUUAGAAAAAAAAUCUGGUAGAUAGCUCUAUAAAGUUCUAAUGCAAUUAUUCUGUACUUUUUAUAAAAAUGUGGCACGAGGCAAGGAAACAGGAGCGAUUGAUUCGUGGUAUGAUAGUUGAUUAUCGCCGAAGAGCUGAGCGACGCAAGGACUUCUAUGAAAAAAUUAAAGCAGAACCGACACAGUUUCUACAAUUUCACGGAAGAGAAUGCAAAAUUCAUUUAGACCCAGCUGUUGCAGCCGCUGGGGAGGGCCCCGCCAUUAUGAUGCCUUGGCAGGGUGACAAGAAAAAUAUGAUAGACAGAUUUGAUGUGCGGGCACAUUUAGACUUUAUACCUGAUGUGAAAAUACCUGAUAUUCCUCCAGAAGAUCUGUCUCAAGAGGAGAGGCAGUGUAACUAUGAGAGAUACAGAAUCCUAGCACAGAAUGCUUUCCUUGGAAUAAGUGAAGACAAGUUUCUCCAGCAGCUAGCUAUUGAAGAACAAUUUGGUGUCACUGUAGAAGAAAAGGAAACACAUAAGGAGAAGUUAAGUGAAAAGAAAGGGGCAGGUGCAGCUAUAGGAUACAAUUAUAAUGAUCCUGGGGCUCAACCAUCCAGCUAUAACGGCCCAGAAGUCAAAAAGAAAGAGGCUGACGCAAAGGAUUCUGAUGAUGAUUCAGAUUUGGACAUCAUUGAUGUUGAUCUAAGUAUUGAUGUCAACAAAAUGGAGGCUUCACAGGCUCACGAGUUGAACGCGGUGGGACCACAAUUUGGUAUGGCGGGCUGUGAUCUGUUCUCCUUUCUGACGGGAGACGCGGACGAUGCAGAACAUCAGAAGCAAUUAAUGCGAGAGGAGAAAGAGAAGGCCAUGUUCUCUGGAAGAAAGAGUAGACGGGAACGUCGCGCACAUCGGGACAAGAAGCUAGCAACACGUGUUGUAAGCCCACCAAGCUACGCCGCUCCGUCGUCGUUCGCGCCCGCCAGUCGGUCACCUAGUCGCUCGCCGUCCCGAAGCCCGUCACCGGAACACAGCGCUAUAGAGUUCAUUACCUCCUUUGGUCCAGAGGAGGAGGAAAAGCCACCACAACUGUCAAAGCCUUUGUAUGCAGAUAAACUGAAGCAAAACUUGAAGAAGCCUGAUAUGUUGUAUUCUGAAGCUGUUAGAAAACCAAGACCCCGGUCAAAAUCGAUCGACCUGACGCGUCCUAAAAUCGGUCCUCGUGGACCGAACUCAGUUUCCCGCUCCGCAUCGCGAUCGAGGUCAAGGUCAAAGUCGCACUCGUCGAGGUCGAGGUCACGCUCCAGAUCAUCCAGGUCGCGCUCCAAAUCCUUCGCCCCAUAUAGACGGACAAGGUCGCGAUCGAGGUCGAGGUCGCGUCCCCCAAAUUACAGGAGACGAUCUCGGAGCCGUCUUUCCAAUCUUGCUAGUGGCUAUGCAAACCAUAAUAGAUCCAGGUCAAUUUCAUUUGAAAGUAACGAAAAGAGUGCGGCUCAGAAAAAGGCGGUUCCAAGAUAUUACGGGCGGCGAAAGGAGGAUAAGUCGUCGAGCGAAUUGUCCUUAGACUCUGAUUCCAGCGAUUCACCUGAUGAUGAAAAAAAUAAGUCAGCGGUGGGCAAUAAAUCAAACACAAACCAGAAUCAGUUACGAUUGUCUGGAUCCAGCGCCAAAGGCCCGUCGCGGGAGACAAUAUCAAUGAAAGAAAAGUUAAAAAGGAAAAUGCAGGCACAGUUAUCCAGGCAAUUGCGCGCAGACAAGCGGGCUGAGGCAGAGCGUUUGGAGCGAGAGUCGCGCAAGCAGGCGCGGCGCGAUGAAGAGAUGCGGGAACUGGCCAUCAAACUGCGUCGCAAACAACGUGAAAUGAGACAUCAGCGUUGUCGUCGUUCCAGCGAGGAAGAUUCCGACAGAAGUCGCAGCGGCUCUUCUUCAAGACAAUCUCCGCACUCAGAGAAGAAGAGAGAUGCCCGAAGUCGUUCAAAAAGCAAGCCACCGCAAGAAAAACCUAUACCUGUCUGGGAUGUCCAUAAAGAACCUUCUCCACCACCAUACAAACCUAAACUUCCUGAAAUGGGAGCAAUCCAGUAUUUAACCAAAAAGAGAAUUCCAGAGAGCUCAGAGGGUUAUUUCAGAGAUACCAGAAUCGAUGACAAUAGAGAACAAGGCUCUCAGAAUAGAUACGAUAAAUACCCGAACCGUGAGCCUGGAAGAUAUAGUGAUAACUUUGCCUAUGAACGUACCAGUAGAUUUGACCAGGACAGGCACCUUCCACCCAAUAUGAGACGCCAGCUCAGCCAAAGAGGGGGCUAUAGGAACCAAUAUGUUAGGGAUUCUGAACAAAAUUAUGGCGACAACUCCCGAUAUCGCGAUCCCGAACACAGUUACGGUGAUGGCCCCUCUAACCGCUAUCGAGAGAACAAAGAUUACGGUGACGGCCCAUCAGGGCGCCAUCGAGAUUCUGAGCAAAAUUAUGGCAUGGAUGGGCCAUCGUCUGGCAGAUAUCGCUCUGGACAAAAUUAUGGCGAGGGUCCCUCGAGCAGGUAUAGAAACGACCAAGACAGACAAUCGAAUAAUUACAGAAACAAAGUUAAGCUUGUAGAUUACUAAGUUAAAUAGAUUAUCGCCAAAUUAGUAUGGUUAUGUAUCAUAAUUAGAUAAGUGUAAUGUAAUUAUUAUUAAUAAAACAUUAUGUGCUGA